GCAGAAGUGGACAGAACAAGGAGAACUGCGGAGACCUUGGGCUGGCUAGGCCACCAGCUGGGCUUGGAGCAGAGAGGGAGCAGAUCACAGAGUGAAAGAUGCAGCCUGCGCUGUGGAUGCUGUGUGCAGUCUGGGUGACCAUCGAUGCCAUCUCCGUGGAAACCCCUCAGGACACUCUCCGGGCAGCCCGGGGACAAAGUGUCACCCUUCCGUGUAGCUACAGCACUUCCGCCCUCGACCGGGAAGGAUUUAUCCAGUGGGACAAGCUUCUCCGGAGUCACACGGAAAAAGUGGUCACCUGGACAUUCAGGACCCAGGCCUACAUCUACGGCAGCCUCUACGAGAACCGCGUGAAGAUGGCCGGCAACGCCGAGCAGUCGGACGCCUCAGUCACCAUCGAGCAGCUGUCCAUGGACGACAACGGCACCUACGAGUGCUCCGUCUCGCUGCUGUCGGACCUGCAGGGCACCUCCAAGUCCCGUGUCCGCCUCCUGGUCCUCGUGCCACCUUCCACUCCAGACUGCAGCAUCGAGGGAGAGACGGUGAUCGGGAACAACAUCCAGCUGACCUGCCAGUCUGCGGAGGGCUCCCCGGCCCCGGAGUACAGCUGGAAGAGCUACGACUCCGAGCGCCGCGAGCGGGCUCUGCGCUCCGCAGCCUCAGGCCAGAGCCUGCUUCUGAAGAACAUCUCCACAGACACGUCAGGCUACUACACCUGCUUCUCCAGCAACGAGAUGGGCACAAGCACCUGCGAGAUCGCCCUGACCGUCAGACCUCCCUCCAUGAAUGUGGCUCUGUACGCCGGCAUCGCGGCUGGUGUGGUGGUGACCCUCAUCAUCAUCGGCGUCGUGGCCUACUUCUGCUGCUGCCGGGAGAAGGACAAGAAGGGCGGGACAGCUGAGGACAAGGCGGGCGCAAGGCCGAACCGGGCAAUUUACCACGAGCCACCAGAGCAAAUGCAAGAGUUUUCCAGAGAGCAGAAGGAGGACUACGAAGAGGAAGCUGGGCAGGAAGACCAGAAGCUCCCCGGGCGCCAGUCCCCCAGCCACUUCCAGUGACGGGGCCUGCUGCAGCCCGGGGUAGGAGGGAGAGGGCUUCAGCCUCCUGCUCCCUCUCCAGCUGCUACCCAGACCCCCAGUGGCUGCAGAGCUCCCGCCCUGCUGACCAUGCCGGCCCUCACUCGCUCUUCACCGCGUGCUCAGGUCUGACCCUGGGCUCAGCCUCCCCCCUC
Messenger RNA from Fukomys damarensis (Damara mole-rat), 1231 nucleotides. RefSeq names its product glycoprotein A33 (gene Gpa33). The record is from RefSeq and is a predicted model, not a curated record. The coding region runs from base 99 to 1058 and encodes 319 amino acids. Gene Ontology annotation, cellular component: plasma membrane. NCBI's taxonomy places the organism in Eukaryota, Metazoa, Chordata, Mammalia, Rodentia, Bathyergidae. The transcript has 7 exons.